GGCUAGAUGCACGCUUUGAAACCAAUUAAGACGAGAUCAUUCUUACAACACGUCACCAACCGCCAUAACGGUCAUUAUAACUGUCACUCAACUCCAACUUGCCGCGCUUUCAUUUCCCAACUCUCUGACCCUCCCAACUCUUCAUGGCUCCCUUCGAUCCGCUCCGCCGCGCAGCUCGGCCGCUUCACGCACGCCCUCGCCCUCUACGCCCGCAUGCAUCGCUCCGGCCACCAUCCCGACCCCUUCUCCGUCUCUGCCGCCCUCAAGGCCUGCGCCCGCAUCCCCUCCCACCGCUUCGCCUCCGCCAUCCACGCCCACGCCUUCAAGUACGGUCACCACUCACACAUUUACCCUCAAACCGCUCUCUUGGAUCUUUACUCUAAACUGGAUGGUCUUGAGUCUGCCCGGAAGUUGUUCGAUGAAAUGCCGCAAAGAAAUGUUGUAUCUUGGAACACGAUGCUGUCGGCGUACUUGAGAGCAGGAGAACUGGAAAGUGCUCGGAGAGUGUUUGAUGAAAUGCCUGUGAAGGAUGUGGUGUCCUGGAACUCGUUGGUGUCUGGCUACGCCAAAGCCGGAUUGAUGGAUCAAAGCUUGGAUCUUUUCCGGCGAAUGCCAGAGAGGAACUCAGCUUCUUGGAAUGGAAUUAUAAGUGCUUAUGUUGAUGUUGGUGAUAUAGGAAUGGCUAGAAAGGUGUUUGAUGAAAUGCCUGUGAGAAGUAGUGUGUCUUGGAUUGCGAUGAUUUCAGGUUAUUCGCAGAGUGGUGAUGUUGUUUUGGCCCGGGAACUCUUUGAUAGGAUGGAGGAGAGGGAUGUGUUUGCUUGGAACGCGAUGAUUGCUUGUUAUGCGCAGAAUGGUUGUCCGAGAGACGCUCUUGGGUUGUUCAAUCGGAUGAAUAAGCCGGAGACAAAUGUGCUACCCGAUGAGAUGACGUUCUCGAGUGCUAUCUCAGCUUGUGCACAAUUGAGCGAAAUGAGGUUCGGGUUGUGGAUUGAGAGUCACAUGGCUUGUGUUGGUGUUGAAAUGGAUGAUCAUUUGCGGACAGCGCUUAUUGAUUUGUAUUCGAAAUGUGGGGGUGUAGAGAAAGCUUUCGAGCUUUUCAAUGGUUUGCGCAAGAGAGAUUUGGUGUCUUAUAGCGCGAUGAUCUUGGGCUGUGGCAUAAAUGGGAGGUCAACCGAUGCUGUGCGUCUGUUUGAUGAAAUGUUGCGCGAGAACAUUGUUCCAAAUUCUGUGACUUUUGUUGGUUUAUUGGCAGCAUUUAAACAUGCUGGUUUGUUGCAAGAAGCACACCGGUGCUUCGAGACAAUGUGGAGCGAGCACAAGGUGAAGCCAUCAGUUGAUCAUUAUGCGAUAAUGGUGGAUCUUCUAGGCCGAAACGGGAGUGUAGAGGAAGCUUAUCAGUUGAUAAAGGAGAUGCCAAUGAAACCUCAUGUCGGUGUUUGGGGUGCAUUGCUUCAAGCUUGUAGGUUGCAUGGCAAUGUGGAGUUAGGGAAAUUGCCGGCCCGGAGUUGCUUCGAACUAGAGCCUGAAUCAAGUGGAUAUUAUAUACUUCUGGCUCAUAUAUAUGCUGAAGCUGGAGAAUGGGAGAAGGGUAAAAGGUUGAGGAUGGCCAUGGCUGACAAAAAAGGGUUCAUUUGUAAGGUACCAGGGUGUAGUUGGGUGUAAACCAGUGGUGAUUUUGUACUUGAUGCUCCCUCCCUCCCUCUCUCACUUACAAAUGAACCACAAUUUGGGCGUCA
Dioscorea cayenensis subsp. rotundata (Guinea yam) is the source of this 1736-nucleotide messenger RNA. RefSeq names its product pentatricopeptide repeat-containing protein At4g22760-like. The record is from RefSeq and is a predicted model, not a curated record. Lineage: Eukaryota; Viridiplantae; Streptophyta; Magnoliopsida; Dioscoreales; Dioscoreaceae. Gene Ontology annotation, biological process: RNA modification. Gene Ontology annotation, molecular function: protein binding; RNA binding.